AUGGCAAUGAAAUAUGUUGCAGCAUAUCUUAUGUGUGUAUUAGGAGGAAAUGAAAAUCCAGGAACAAAUGAAGUUAAAAAUGUAUUAGAAGCAGUAAAUGCAGGUAUAGAUGAUGAAGUAUUAAGUAAUUUUUUAAAUUCACUGAAAGGAAAGAAUCAUUGUGAUUUAAUUAAUGAAGGAUUAAAAAAAUUACAAAAUAUUGGAGGGGGAGCGGUAGCAGCUGCAGCAGCAAGUUCAACAGAAAAUGUUGAAGUUAAAAAAGAAGAGAAAAAAGAAGAAAAGAAAGAAGAAGAAGAGGAAGAAGAAGACGAUUUAGGAUUUUCUUUAUUUGGCUAA
Messenger RNA from Plasmodium gallinaceum, 336 nucleotides. RefSeq names its product 60S acidic ribosomal protein P2, putative. Gene Ontology annotation, cellular component: cytosolic large ribosomal subunit; ribosome. The record is from RefSeq and is a predicted model, not a curated record. The transcript has a single exon. Gene Ontology annotation, molecular function: structural constituent of ribosome. The coding region runs from base 1 to 336 and encodes 111 amino acids. Gene Ontology annotation, biological process: cytoplasmic translational elongation. Lineage: Eukaryota; Apicomplexa; Aconoidasida; Haemosporida; Plasmodiidae.